Messenger RNA from Salvia splendens (bonfire salvia), 2066 nucleotides. RefSeq names its product endoglucanase 10. The coding region runs from base 274 to 1851 and encodes 525 amino acids. Lineage: Eukaryota; Viridiplantae; Streptophyta; Magnoliopsida; Lamiales; Lamiaceae. Gene Ontology annotation, molecular function: hydrolase activity, hydrolyzing O-glycosyl compounds. The record is from RefSeq and is a predicted model, not a curated record. The transcript is spliced from 6 exons. Gene Ontology annotation, biological process: carbohydrate metabolic process.
GGUAGAUCCAACAAAUUUAGUCUAUCAAACUUUACUGUUUUUCAACUUUACUGUAACCGUUUUCAUUCACAAGAUUCCAACUUUACUGUUUUUCAAUAGUGAUCCCUUCAGCUGAAAUCUAGUGCUUGGCAUUUUCGUUUCACUCGUUUCUCAAAUAUUUGCCGAAUAUCUCAAAUUCCAACAACUUUGGUGUAGUCAAAAUCUAGUCUUUGGCAUUCGGGAAGAUAUAUAUUUAUUUCUUAGCUCUCUCAAUCUCUCUCUCUUUGGAAGAAAAUGGGGGAGAAGAGUGGUUCAAAAGGGUGGUGUGGUUGGUUUCUGGCGUUUAUAGUGUUGGGGGCAGUAGUUUUGGCAGUUUUCUUCACUGUUAGAUCCAAGAUUCACAAAUCUGAUUCUGGGCCUGACCCUGUUCCUGGCCCUCCUGGCGCCAUUGCCAAGAACUAUGCUGAUGCUCUCAAGGUUGCGACUCAGUUUCUCGACAUACAAAAAGCUGGGAAGCUGGAGGAUAAUCAAAUUACAUGGAGGGGUGAUUCGGCUUUGGACGAUGGGAGUGAGGCGAAAUUGGAUCUCUCCAAGGGAAUGUAUGAUGCCGGUGAUCAUAUGAAGUUUGGGUUUCCAAUGGCCUUCACUGCCACGGUCUUGUCAUGGGCCAUCCUUGAGUAUGGUGACCAAAUGAAGGCUGUAGAUCAGUUGGAACCCGUUCAAGGCUCGCUUAAGUGGAUCACAGACUUCCUCGUUAAUGCUCAUCCUACUGAUAAUGUGUUAUACAUUCAGGUUGGGAGCCCUAAAGCAGACCAUAGUUGUUGGGAGAGACCCGAGGACAUGAAAGAGGCAAGGCCCCUCACACAGGUGAACACGUCUGCUCCGGGAACUGAUGUUGCUGCAGAAACAGCAGCUGCUCUAGCAUCGGCAUCUCUGGUGUUUAGGAGCAGUGACUCUGCGUACUCGGCUACUCUUCUUAAGCAUGCUAAACAAUUAUUUACAUUCGCGGACAAAUAUAGGGGAUCUUAUAGCGUCAGUAUUCCUGAAGUACAAACUUUCUACAACUCCACCGGCUAUGGUGAUGAGCUCUUGUGGGCAGCAAGUUGGCUCUUUCAUGCUACACGGGAUAAAUCAUAUAUGGAAUACGUGACUGGAAAAAAUGGUGAAGAUUUUGCUGAUUGGGGGAGUCCGACUUGGUUUAGCUGGGAUAACAAGCUUGCUGGAGCUCAGGUUCUGCUAUCCCGAGUUUCCUUCUUUGGCUCAAAGGACGUCUCCAAUUCCAAUGUCCUCGACAAAUAUAGAGAGUCAGCAGAAGCCGUAAUGUGUGGUCUAUUACCCAAAUCGCCAACUGCUACCACUAGCAGAACACACAGUGGUUUAGUGUGGAUAAGUCAAUGGAAUGCGUUACAGCAUCCUGUCGCCUCAGCAUUUCUAGCAGUCAUAUACAGCGAUUACAUGCUCUCGUCCCGAGUGGCAAAACUAUCUUGCAAUGGAAGAGAUUUUAGGCCGUCUGAUCUACGAAAGUUCGCACUCUCUCAGGCAGAUUUUGUAUUGGGCAACAACCCAUUAAAAAUGAGUUUUCUUGUGGGCUAUGGGGAUAAAUAUCCCCAAUAUGUCCAUCAUAGAGGAGCCUCGAUCCCGACUGAUGCAACAACCGGUUGCAAAGACGGUUUCAAAUGGCUCGAGUCGGAACAGCCAAACCCCAAUGUUGCGAUGGGGGCACUAGUCGGUGGACCAUUUCUCAACGAGUCAUUCGUGGAUUCAAGAAACAACUCGAUGCAAACUGAACCGAGCACCUACAACAGUGCAGUCAUCGUAGGCCUCCUCUCAGCUCUGGUGACUACAUCAUCGGUCGCUCAAUCUUUCACAUAGGCAAACUGCUCGGCAUUCGUUUGCUUCACCAUUUCAUUCUCAAAUUCUUUAAUAUCUAGUGUGCGCUUGUUAGGGAAUAUGCUGUAUAUGCAUAUAUCUAUCCAUAUUGAGUGUAAAUUUUGUAGUAGUAAUGUGAUGAUUUGUGGAAAACGAGUGCUUAAACUUGUCCCCAUAUAUGCUUAAUUUGCUAGUAACAUGAAUGCUAGUUGGUUCUA